UGUUUAUUUUAUGCGGCUGAAAAUAACCAUGCUUUCUGUUACUGAGCCUGUGUCUGUCAUUCGUCGUGUGUUUAUCACUGGAACUUUAACCUAAAAAUAUCCUUAUGUUGUACUUUGCCCUGUUCAAACACACCCACUGUUCAGAAACUCUUACAACACUUACCAGGAAGAGACUAACUUAUUUCUCUUAUCUGUCAUACUAACUUUGUCUCGACAAAAGCAUAAAAGAAUCGGCUAUCAAUGAAGAACAAAGAGAAAAACUUUGAAGAAGGAUUUUUGAGAAGGAAGUUUGUUUCUGAACAGACAGCAGAUCUUUGUGGUUAGUAAUUUUUGAAAGUUAAAGUAAAGUUUAGAUUACAGGAGCUCAAACAGUGAAAAUGGCUUCACUAUCUGAAGAUGAUUAUAUUUGUCCCGUGUGUCAUGAAAUCUUCAAUGUUCCUGUUCUUCUGUCAUGUAGUCACAGUUUCUGUAAAGAGUGUCUUCAACAGUUCUGGAGAACCAAGGAAACUCAGGAGUGUCCUGUCUGCAGGAGAAGAUCCUCAAGAGAUGAACCUCCAGUUAGUCUCGCAUUAAAGAACUUGUGUGAGUCGUUCCUGAAGGAGAGAAAUGAGAGGCGUUCAUCAGGAUCUGAGGAGAUCUGCAGUUUACACAGUGAGAAACUCAAACUCUUCUGUCUGGAGGACAAACAGCCUGUGUGUUUAGUGUGCAGAGAUUCAAAACAACACGACAAUCAUAAAUUCAGACCCAUCGGUGAAGUGGUUUCAUCAUAUAAGGAGGAUCUCAAUACAGCACUGAAGUCCUUACAAGAGAAACUUAAACACAAUGAAAACAUUAAAGGAGAGUUUGAGAAAACAGUUCAACACAUCAAGUCUCAAGCUGAGCACACAGAGCGUCAGAUUAAACAGCAGUUUGAGAAGCUUCAUCAGUUUCUCAGAGAUGAAGAAGAAGCUACAAUCACUGCACUGAGGGAGGAAGAGGAGCAGAAGAAGCAGAUGAUGAAGGAGAAGCUGGAGGAGAUGAACAGACACAUCUCAGCUCUUUCACACACAAUCAAAGAUAUGGAGGAGAUGAUGAAAGCCAGUGACGUCUGCUUUCUGAAGGAGUUUCCAGUCUCAAAGGAAAGAGUCCAGAGAUCACGGCCGGAUCCACAGAUGGCUUCUGGAGCUUUGAUUCAUGUGCCACGUUACUUGGGCAACCUGCCGUUCAGAGUCUGGAAGAAGAUGCAGGACAUUGUCCAAAACACUCCUGUGAUUCUGGAUCCAAACACUGCGAAUCCACGUCUUGUCCUGUCUGAUGAUCUGACCAGUGUGAGAGACAGCGGAAUCAAUCAACCUCUUCCUGAUAAUCCAGAGAGAUUUGACUAUUAUUCCUGUGUUCUGGGUUCAGAGGGUUUUAACUCAGGAACACACUGCUGGGAUGUGGAGGUUAAAGAGAGUUCAGUGUGGAAUGACCGCUGGAGUCUUGGAGUAACUACAGCAUCAAACCAGAGGAAGGGAGAAGAUUUCUUUAGCACUGAUAAUGUCUGGUGUGUGGGGCGCACUCAGUUUAAUCAGAACCUUGAUCGAGUGAGAGUGAAUCUGGACUAUGACAGAGGAACGGUGUCAUUCUCUGAUCCUGUAACUAACACACAUCUACACACAUUCAAAACCUCCUUCACUGACACACUCUUUCCAUUCUUCAGUUGUUCUGGCUCUCUGAGGAUCUUACCGGUCAAUAGUCAGUAAUCGUCACUCCUGUAGGUCUGGAUCUUCUGCUUUCAUCAUAAAUAAAUAAAUUGUGUAAUGUUUUUGUAGAAAUUGUAGUAUAAUACUGUUAAGCAGGAAUAUGAUACACUUUUAGAAAGGAUGUGUUAAAACGAAACAACUUGUGUUAAAUUUUUACACAUUAAUGGGUGUUUAGGGGUAAUGCAUAUAGUUAAUUUGAACUUAUUCAUUGUGUUAAAGGUGCUACAGAGGAUGUUUUGAUUUAUACAUUUUUGCACUAUUACUUGAAACUGUCUUUACUAACUGAUAAAAGACUAUUUAUUAGGUGCACUGAAAGGAAUAACAUUAAUAUAAAUCAUCUGUGCACGAGGUAGGGCCUUAAAAACAUCAGCCAAUCGUUUACGCGAUCAUCGCUAAACGACUGGCCCUCUGACUUGUCAAUCACUGCCAUGAUGUUCCUUGUGCGAGACAUGCGAGAUGUGCGAGACGUGCGCGGCUGCGCGCUCCAGUAACUUUCCACACUCCACAGGCGCCGCAUGCAAUGUUUUUGUCCGGAGAC
Messenger RNA from Megalobrama amblycephala (Wuchang bream), 2262 nucleotides. Its product is annotated as E3 ubiquitin-protein ligase TRIM35-like. Bases 378 to 1724 code for a protein of 448 amino acids. Lineage: Eukaryota; Metazoa; Chordata; Actinopteri; Cypriniformes; Xenocyprididae. Gene Ontology annotation, molecular function: protein binding; zinc ion binding. The transcript is spliced from 6 exons. The record is from RefSeq and is a predicted model, not a curated record.